AUGACCGAGCGGAAGUUCACCCGUGGGCUUAACAAACCCGGCAUGGCGGCACAGCUAAGGGAAAACAUCUCACAAGUUGUACGUGAAUCUACUUCACUUACCAAACCGAUUAUAGUAGAACCGAUCGAUUUCGAAGCGUUUGUGCUGAAAAACCGAACCCUCAUACAGAACGACCCCCAGCGAGAGCUGCUCCUUUAUCCAAACGAUGACGUAUCGGAAAUUCUACAACCAAAGAAAUUUCGCACCGUACAUAGUAACAUUCCUGGUCACCACGUGCCGCCCAAACAUCAAACGAUUGCCAGCACCAACGGGUCGAGCAAACGGGGUAGUGAAAGUGGUGGUUCGGCGUCCAGCAGUCAAAACGGCACACCGACCAGCAACCGAUCACAAUCGUCGGUGUCGGCAGGUUCCGGCGUACCGACGGCUGGCGGACUUUUGCUUACCCGGCAGGCAUUGCACACGUAUGACUCGCCGAACCAUCUUAUCCACUACAAAUAUAGCAAAUACGGCGGGACAUGCUACGAUCUGCCACGAAUGUCCCCGUCGGAAGAGUUGCGCGAGGAGGUGUACGAGGUAGACACUGAUCCAGACCGGCUGGAUGAGCAGAUGACACGAUCCCAAGCGGACACGAUCGCCAAGCAGGGUUAUCUGUUCAAAGGUCCGGACACCAACUCCGACCGCAUGUUCGCCCACAUCGGGUCAAAAUCCUUCAAGAAACGCUACUGCUAUCUGCGCCAGGAGAUCGACGGCACGUACAUCCUCGAGCUGCACAAGGAUGAGAAGCAGGCGGAAGCAAAGGCAACGAUAGUGAUGGACUUUUGCACUGAGGUGGUACCGAACCCGAAAAAGGGUCGCUUCUGCUUUGAGCUGAAGAUGAAGAUGAACGAAGGUCAGCACGGCAAAUCGGUCACGUUGGCAGCGGACGAUGAAAGCGAGAUGGAGGACUGGUUGCGCAAAAUCUCGUCCGUGCUGCAACAGAACAAGCUGCAGGAAGAUAAGCGCGUUGCUUCGCUAGAACGUGCGGCUGCACCACUGUUACCGGCCAGCCCAAGCACGAUGCAGUACGGUACGCUAAAGGGGCUGGAACAGAGUAUGAAUCCUCAGCUGAAUCGGUACGCCCGAGAGACGGAUCAAUCGAUCGCGCAGGCACGACGAGACAAUCGGAAGCGUCUGUUCGGUGGACAACAGUUGCUCUACCUCCAAUCUGGUGGGAAUAUCGGUGGAGGUACGAAAAGUACGGUAACGUCCGUUGGUAUGACGCCAGGCUUAAGCAAAUCGGAAGCAUUCAUUGAACCGUACCGGGUGCAGUUUGGACAACGGAUUUUGAUCAAGUGUGAUUCGCUGCGGUUUCGACUGUUAGGCCCAAUCGAUGGAGUAGAUGGACCUCCGGCGCAAGAUUCCGAAGCUCCGCUCUGUCAGAUCGAACCAUACCUCACAAGUGUGGCCCUAUACGAUGCUCGAGCCGGCCGAAAGUUGAGCGAAAAUUUCUACUUCGACCUCAACAAGGAUCACGUGCAAGAACUGCUAACCGGCAGCUGCAAAGCAGAACGACCUCUUUGUGCAUCGCCGAAGGCAAUGAACAAAUCUCAUCAAAAUGGCCACGGCACAUUAAAACCAGCGCGGGCGAAAUGCGACACCAAUGGCGAACUGCAGUUACAUUCCGAAGCAGUCACGAAGGAGUGGCUGGCCCGUGCGAAACAAGCUGUCUUUAAUGUUACCGUUCCCCAUGCGGACAUCUUCAUCGUUGUGCGUAUAGACAAAAUCUUGCAGGGUGCCAUUAAUCCUUCCGUGGAGCCAUACCUAAAGACUACCAAAGAUCCGAAGGUGUUAUGCAAACUGCAGAAGGCGAUUAAGCAGUACGCGCAAAAGUGUGGUCACUAUCGAAUGCCGUUUGCGUGGGCCGCUCGGCCACUGUUUCAGCUGUACAGCAAUGAUCUGGACACGUCGUACGAAUUUCCUGCCAUUUAUCGGCAGGAGGGCACAAAAUUGAAGGACGAAGAGCUGCUGAGGCUGCUGUCCGAGUAUAGGAAACCGGACAAAUUCAGCAAACUGACUGUGAUACCAGGUUCAUUGAAGAUUUACAUUGAAGCGCUAAACGAACUGCCCAAUAACUGCCUUACAAACAGUUUGGUCCCGUUGAAUCCAUUCCCAAUCCCACCAGUAGCAGACCCAACGCUAGAAGUCACAGAAUUUGCCAACAACUCCGAUCAAUACCUCCAUCCGUUCGUCCAUUUUGUGAACCAUUUGUUCGUAUAUCCUCUGCAUCUGAACUAUGAUAGCCAGAAAAUAUUCUCCCGAGCCCGUAACUUGGCUGUGAUCGUAGAACUUCGCGACAGCGAUACGGAAGAAGCCAAGUCUAUUGAGUGUAUUUACGGACGUCCGGGUCAGGAUCAGCUAGUCUCGCAAAUGUCUUGCCCAGUACUGCAUCAUAACACGAGCCCAACCUGGUACGAGGAGAUCAAGUUGCGUCUUCCGCUCAACAUUACUGCCCAGCACCAUCUGCUGUUUUCUUUCUUCCACGUGUCGUGUAAUAUUGCGAAAAAGAAAGAUCUUACCACCACCAGCACGGAGACCCCGGUCGGAUUCGCAUGGUUGCCAUUGCUUGCGAAGGGCAAAAUAAAUGUCGAGGAACAGUGUCUUCCAGUGGCGGCUACGUUGCCCGUAGGAUAUUUGUCGAUUCAACCACUCGGUUUAGGAAGAGGGCAGAAUGCCGGUCCCGACGUGCAGUGGAUCGAUAACCAAAGACCGAUCUUUACCAUCAGCCUUCGGCUGGAUUCAACCGUACUGACAACCGAUCAGCAUCUGCACAAUCUUUUCCUGCACGCCGAGCGAUUGUUGGAACAUUCGAAGACGGUAGCGCCACCGGACACAACGGAAACGUGCAAGAUUCUGAAAGCUGCCCAUGCGAUACAGAGUGGCUCACUGAUCACCUUCCUACCAACGAUACUGAAUCAACUGUUUUCAUUGCUGGUUGCCACAAACAGCGAGGAAGUCGGGCUAAACAUCAUUCGUCUGCUGGUGAAUCUGUUCCACAUGGUAGCUGAAGAAGCCAAGCGUAAGGAACUGCUGAUGGCGUACGUAAAGUACGUUUAUCGCAUUGACAGUCAACCAGUAAACGGAAGCUCCCCGACGUCACAGUGUGUGAACACCGUGCAUGGGGAACUGUGUCGCCAUCUGCCAACGCUGCUGCACCCGAACAAUACGGACUUUUUGCUGGUGAAUAAGUUUAUGAAAUUUUCCGGAAUAUUCUUCGAAGUAAUUGUUAAAAGCAUGGCCCAGUAUCUCCUGUCGACUGGACGCAUAAAGAUGCAACGGAACGAACGAUUCCCGAAAGAGUUUUGCACCCGCAUUGAAGCAUUGUUUCAAGUACUCGUCCCCUACAUAAGCUCCCGGCAUAAAGAUCUCCCAAUGGAAACGGAACAGCUGAACCAAAGUCUUUCGGUGUUUGUGAAACGCUGCCUUUCGUUUAUGGAUCGUGGGUUCGUUUUUCGACUGAUACGACUGUACAUGGAUCGUUGGGGUCCGGGAGAUUCCCGCAUCCUGCAGGAGUACAAGUUUAGCUUCUUGCGGGAAGUAUGUGCCCAUGAGCAUUACGUUCCGUUAAACCUGCCUUUUAUGCUAACGCCCAAUAAUCGUGCGCCGGACUUGCUGCAACAGUUCUGUCUCUCGGAGGAGUACUGCAGGCAACAUUUUCUCGUGGGAAUAUUGCUACAGGAAGUCAAAAGCUCACUGAAUGAAGUCAGUCAUAUCAGGCGUAUGGGGCUGAUCGCACUGAAGGAGCUGUUGGCCAAACACGACCUUGACGAUCGGUAUCAAAACAAGGGCCAGUUGAGCCGAUUAGCGAUGCUGUACGUACCCUGGUUAGGGAUUGUGCUGGAGAAUCUUAACCGCAUUUCCGAUGGCAUGGAACGGAAGGGAAAACAUGACACCGUCGGUACGCACCGUAUGUCGUGUAGCAGUAGUUACGUGUUUGCCCGCGAUUCACUGUCCACGCUGCCAACUGCAACACCAUCAACCGUAACCUCACAGACUAGCACACCAAAGUCCCGUUCGAACCGGGUAACGAUGUUCAUCGAGUACACGAGUCCGAUUCGCUCGUCAUUACAUCUGAAAGAUACGAGCUUUCUGGCGGCAAUAGCCGGACAAUCGCCAGCGCUCUCCAAUGGCCAUUCGAGCAGUUCGCUCAACUCGGAGUGCUCCACGCUCUCGCAGGACGGUACUGUGGUUAUUCGGAAUCAGUUCAAUGAAUCGUGCGCUAACUCGGCUCGUCCGAGCCAUGCACGAUCGGUGAGUGUGACGCAGCCAACCAUCAUCCAGCGGACGGAUAAGUUCUCCGUCACCGAAACCAAAGAUUUGCUAAUUAGCUUCCUGUUCGUGGUAAAGCACCUGUCACCGGAGCACAUGAUUGCGUGGUGGCACAACUGCACCGAGAGUGAAACGGUCCAGUUCUUCACCGUGCUCGAUCUGUGCCUGCUGUACUUCCGCUAUGUGGGCAAAAAGCAUAUACAAGUGCCGGCUGAAGGAGGACGCGAUACGAAGAGUAGCAAAGCGGCCAAGGCAAGCACUCUACCAGCACGAGUACUACCACCGAACAUGACGAAUGGCAGUGAGUCCGGAUUUGAAUCGGGCACCCUAAAUCAUACCGCAAAUCGGGAGAAUCUGGUCGAAGAAACGUUGCGCCUAAAGAAGGCUCUUUACGAAUCGAACUUGGCGACCGAAAUCGGCCUCAUCGUGCUCGAUUGUAUGGGCCUUUACUCGGUGCAGUUUCGCGAUUCGAUGAUAGAAGGAACAGUCCUACCAAAGAUUGCACGGGUUUAUUUACGCUUUCUACAGCUCGGCCAGUCGGAGUCGCUUUCGAAGCAUGUGUUUGCGGCUUUGCGCGCCUUCAUCAAUAACUUCUCGCAAGCAUUGUUUAAAGGCACGGCCGUGCUCUGCGGGCAGCUUGUGUACGAGUUGCUGAAGUGUUGCGAUAGUCGGCUUUCCAGUUUGCGUCAGGAGGCAUGUGCCGUACUGUACCUUCUGAUGCGCAGUAACUUUGAGUUUAGCGGACGAAAAGGACUCACGCGUGUGCAUCUGCAGGUGAUCAUUUCGGUGUCGCAGAUGAUCGGCAAUGUGAUCGGGUUGAACAAUGCACGCUUUCAGGAAUCGUUGUCUACGAUCAACAACUAUGCCAGCAGUGACAAAGCGAUGAAAGGAACCGGUUUCCCCAUGGAGGUGAAAGAUCUGACGCGCCGUGUUCGAACCGUUCUUAUGGCUACGGCACAAAUGCAAGCGCACCACAUGGAUCCGGAGCGAUUGCUUGAGCUGCAGCACUCGCUUGCCAACUCGUACGCUUCCACGCCGGAGCUACGUCAAACAUGGUUAACCACGAUGGCCAACAAUCAUCUGCAGAAUGGAAACAUUUCCGAAGCUGCCUGCUGUUACCUGCAUAUAGCCGCACUGGUUUCCGAAUACCUCAAGCUGAAGGGCUGUUGUGCGGUGGCACAGGGUGCAGAAUCCUUCGCGCGCAUCUCACGCAAUAUUCCACGAGACGAGAAGGGUUUAAAGCUGGAUAGUGGCACACAGGACUCACAGUACACGGAGCAGUUUCUGCUCGAGCGCUUGAAGGAGUGUGCAGAGUAUUUGGAUCGUUCGGAACGACUCGAAUGUCUGGGUGAGCUGUAUCGGUUAAUCAUUCCGAUUCUGGAAUCGCGACGGGACUAUCACGGACUGACGCAGUGUUACGAACAUCUGACGCAAGCCUACAACCGUGUGAUUGAAUUCAACAAGUCGGGAAAACGUUUGCUGGGGCGAUUCUAUCGUGUGAUAUUCUUCAGCCAGGUGUACUUUGAAGAGGAAAAUGGCGUUGAGUAUAUCUACAAAGAACCAAAGGUAACAUCGCUGAGCGAAAUCUCCGAACGGCUGCACAAACAGUAUCGGGAUAAAUUUGGAGCAGAUAACGUGAAGAUAUUGAUGGAUUCGGCACCGGUUGAUCAGUCGACGCUCGAUCCAAAGAUCGCUUACAUUCAGGUAACACAUGUUACACCCUACUACUGCAAAGACGAGCUAGAAAUGAGGCCAACGGAAUUCGAACAGAACCAUGAUGUGGAUACGUUCAUGUACGAAACACCCUUCACACCUUCCGGGUCUGCCCACGGUGCCGUUGAGGAUCAAUGGAAACGAAGAACCGUCUUGACAACACUUCACAGUUUCCCGUACGUUUUGAAGCGUAUCCCAGUACGCGAUCGGCAAUCGCAAGAACUCAGCCCAAUCGAAGUUGCAACAGACGAGAUGCAGACAAAGAUUGCCGAACUGGAGGAAAUUGUCAUGGGUCCGAUCGAUCUGAAGAAGCUGCAGCUACGUCUGCAGGGCAGUGUCGCCGUGACAGUUAAUGCCGGACCGCUUGCAUAUGCAUCCGCCUUUCUAGAUCCGGCCAAAACGAGCGUCAAAAAGUACCCGCUGGACAAAGUGGAAGAGCUCAAGGAAGUAUUUCGUGAUUUCAUAAAAAUCUGCUACACGGUACUUCAAAUCAACGCAAACCUGAUAUCGUCCGAUCAGCGGGAGUACCACAACGUACUGAAGGAGAAUUAUGAAAAUCUUUGCUCGGCAUUGAGUGAUCUGCUGGGGGAAAUCGUGUAUCCGUUGGAUGAUGGAAACAACAAUGCUCAUCGGCACAGUUUGGCACUGUUCAGUGCGAUCAGUGGAGCUCCGACGAAUUCCAGCACGGCAUAAGUUGUUUCAACCGUUAGCGAUGGAUCGCUUUAACGACAAAUGCCAUAGACGCACAACCUAUCAGGAAUGAUCGUGUGGAACCGUUUUGCGGUUCACCAGUGAAACGCGUGAGGAACUUUCAUUUGGCACACACAGCACAUUAACACGUUUGCAGUUGCUUUGGCAGCGCAGUGUAUUACCACAAAAAUAUGAAAACUUUUAACAGUAUGCUUCACACAAUACUACAAAGUAGAUGUCAAUUUCUAUCCCGUUGUAACCUAUUAUUCACUGUGGUCGUGAGGAUUUAUCAGAAACCGUAUGUAGCAGGUAGCGUAGUUCGUGUUGUUUCGUUUUGAAAGAUUAAAAAUCGAAUUUUAAUGUUGGUUUAACGAUUGAAAGUUUAGCGUAACACUCUCUGAUAUUAUUCUGAUAUUGUAUGAAAAUUCUAAAAAUUUAACCGCCUAGCAUAUAUAUUUCUCUUCUUUCGCCCUAAUGUUUGAACAAUGUUGUCUUCAAUUUUCACGUUCAUGCAACUAACUAUCGCCACAGGGAACUUCCAAUAUUUGAAGCCCACACCAUCUCCAACACAGUAAAACUACAUUUCUAUUGGGAACGACAUAGCAAAAGCAUUAAGAUGAGUUGAAGAAGAAGAAAAGAAAACAAAACACUAAUUAAAGGCAUUCAAAUCUUUAGGAGAAAAAUCUUAAAACGAUCGAACCAAUCAACUGACGGUACGGUUGCGGGUCGAUACGGGUUGGAUUUUUCAAAUUGGAACUUACCUCGCAUAACUUAGUUUCAGUUUUUGUGGUCCUAUUUGUGUAAUUGGAAAACGAAACGAACGAAGAUCAGAACGCAUACGUUAGUGCUAGGGAUGAAAUGAUUCGUAGCAUUAAAAAGAAUAACAAACUGUCUUGUACAUAUUUAUGUUGUGAAAGUGAAGCCGUAUUAUUUGUAAAGAGAUGAUUACGUUCCGAGAACGUACAGCAAUCAGUCAGGCAGAGGGCACAUUAUGAGUGUGCCCGUAUCUGAAACCGUGUGAAACCGCAUAUUUGCCAAGCGAAACAAAAUCAGAUAGCAACAGAUGCAUAUAAUUGGAAUGUCCUUUCUAAUUUGAAGGUACUAUAGCCUCGGUAUAUGAUUAGGUUACUCGUGCAUGUAUCAUAUGUGUAAUGAUUUCCUGUACAUUUUGCGUUAAGUAUUUUGUUACUCUUUGUAAGAAUGUGCCGGUAAUAGUCACAGCCAUUAUACCGUAGAAUGUAUAACAUUGAACGUCCUUUGAAAGACGCUCGCUCAAAGGUAAACCUAUCGAAACAUGUAAUGCUUCCUAUCAUACUGUGUAGCGCAGUGUUAAACCCGUUUAAACACAGCCGUGUAAGACAGUAAAGACUGCCAGCUGAAGGGAUAAACUAAUGACUCAAUUUUAUCGAAUCUUACACAAACACCUUUUUAGAAUCUUUGCACCGAUUUUAAACCGUUCUAUUUACCACUCUAUACAUACCUUUACUACUAUACGGACAUACAGUUACAGGAAUGCAUUUUUUGCCCGAUUUUCGUUUUUAUGGUAGGUAGAUUAUAAUUAAAGAUAAUGUUUUAAAGUUUGACGUGCCAGCCAUGUCAGCUUUUGCAUGGAAACAGUAAGGUAAAACACCAGCAAGGACAGUGUAUCGUUAGUCUGCAUCGCUGUAUGAGGCGUCCAAAGGUUAACCAAACAAAUGGCACAACCAGACGAAGCCAGACAGACGCAACAGAUCACAAAUUAUCGGUUUUGCUAUUAUUUAACGUUAGAGCAUAUGGUAAUGUUUUUUUUUUAAAUUAGCUUUAUAACCACCUACCUACUCAAAAUACUGAUUGUUUUAGCUUAUAAAGUACGUAAGAACGCAAAAGGAUGCUUAGCGCUUUCACUAAGGUACUCCAUAGCAGAUUCGCGCGAGUUGGGAAAUUUAUUUAUGAAAUAUUUGCUCGAAAAGUAGUUAGCUCCGAGUAUGUGUGUAUGUCUUUUAGAAUUCUUUUAAAACUUUAUGAUAUAACCAACUAUUUCCGACAACCGCCAAAUGAAUCUACCGGUCUGCGGCUAGUCAGGCGAUGCUGUAUAAGUUGCUUUAACUAAUGUAUCCCGCUAUUCUUGCUGUUACAUAUUCGUGUGUCCCUUCUGGAUCGCUUUCCUUUAUCGUUCUUUUCGUUCCUACCGACGAAAGCUACAGCACUUAUGAAUCUCUCAAGCUAUAGUAUAAUGCGUAUGUAUUAGAAAUAUUUGUUGUUAAAUAUUGUGCAUAUUGUAUGGCUAUUUUCGUAAGCAUUAUGUACCGAUUGUGGACCACAUGUAGUGUAAAACGCUAUGCGGAUUGUAUCGUGAUCAGGUGCGUUUCUGGUCGUUGCGCACAUUGUCGUUGUUAUUCAAUGUUCGUUUCCAUUCGCUUUACGGCGAGUUUAGUGCAGCGUAUUUCAGUUGCUUUAUGCUAUUGUACCGUAUUUGUCUAAUUACUAUCUUUUGGUGGACUAACAGUAAAAAAGUAACAGUAACGAAAAGUACUACAAACACUUAUCCAAUGGAACUAUUUAUCCAAAACAGUUGCGCUGGAUGAUAAUACUUUAAAUGUUACACAAAUGUUCCACAGUGGGCGGCAACAAUGUUAAUAUACAACAUACAAGCGAACAAAGAAAAACCCAUGACUGCACCAAUGCAAACUGGAAUUACUCAGCUAGCAAUUAAGUAGGUGAUAUCAAUGAUAUAUACACAUAUUUGCAAACUAUAUACACCUUUUCAGCAAAGUGGUCGAAAUUAGGAACAAGAAAAAUAAUGGAAAACCCGUAAUUCAAAUUAUAAAUGUACGCUGCGCGGGAAAUUUCAAACGCAAAAAAUCGCAACAAAAAGCCACAAUUUUCUCCCUCUGUACACUGCGCACCGCAGUUGGGUUUAUCAAAUAAACAAUAGUAGAAUCAUUACU
Messenger RNA from Anopheles moucheti, 9635 nucleotides. RefSeq names its product dedicator of cytokinesis protein 9 (gene Ziz). NCBI's taxonomy places the organism in Eukaryota, Metazoa, Arthropoda, Insecta, Diptera, Culicidae. Gene Ontology annotation, biological process: small GTPase-mediated signal transduction; positive regulation of GTPase activity. Gene Ontology annotation, molecular function: guanyl-nucleotide exchange factor activity. The transcript has 12 exons. The record is from RefSeq and is a predicted model, not a curated record. The coding region runs from base 1 to 6711 and encodes 2236 amino acids.